AGACAAACUCGUGACUCAGAAUAGUAUUUGGUGAAAUAAUCAUUUAUCUCCAUUAUCUCUAUUAACAAAACCCAAAAUUGUAUGUAAAAUGCGUUUAUUUGUUUUUGGGUUAACAUAAAUUCAAACAACAUAUGUCCCCUUCCUUUGGCUUCUUUAGGAAUUACUCUUCUUUGAAUGUUGUUGUUAGUUUUUAUUCCCCGUCCGUCGUACAGAUCAACACAAAAACCCAUCCCAGUCCCUCUCUCUCACUCGUCGUCGUGUCGAGCUUCGUUUUCUCCAUUGAUCCGAAUAAUCCUGGAUUCUACGUUUGCUUUGAUCAUCGCAUCUUCGUCUCCCUCCCUGUUCUGAUUUUUCUUUGUUUCUUCUGAUUAAGUGAGAGUGGGGAUCGGAGAUCUGGAGAACAGAGUCGCGUGUGUGUGUUAACUGUUUUUGGAUUGAUGGAAGUGGAGAGAAAGUGUGAGAUAGUGAGGGAAACUGUGAAGAGAUGAAGUUCUACAUAUCGGCGACAGGGAUUAAGAAGGUUACGAUAUCGAAUCCAGGCGUCGGAAUCGGAAAAGGAAGCGGAGGAUGUGUCGCGGCGAGGAGAUUCUCUGCUCGGACGUUGUUACUGUUGCUCCUGCUGCUCGCUAUCGUACUCCCUUUUAUCUUCGUCAGGUUCGCGUUUCUCGUCCUCGAAUCCGCCUCCGUUUGCGAUUCUCCUCUCGAGUGCAUGGGACUGAGACUUUUCCGUGGGGGCGACACAUCUCUGAAAAUUGGGGAAGAGUUGACACGAGCGCUUGUGGAAGAGACAGAUCAGGACGCUAAUGGAAGAGUAAAAAAGGGCUCAUUGGAGUCAUUCGACGACCUUGUCAAGGAGAUGACGCUAAAACGCCGUGAUAUAAGGGCGUUUGCUUCCGUGACUAAGAAGAUGCUGUUGCAGAUGGAACGCAAAGUCCAAUCAGCUAAACAUCAUGAGUUAGUGUACUGGCAUUUAGCCUCUCACGGUAUCCCCAAAAGCCUCCAUUGCCUUUCCCUGAGAUUAACUGAAGAGUACUCUGUAAAUGCAAUGGCUCGAACGCGUUUGCCUCCGCCUGAAUCUGUUUCUCGUCUGACUGAUCCAUUUUUUCACCAUGUUGUCAUCUUGACUGACAAUGUUCUUGCUGCUUCCGUCGUCAUAUCUUCUACUGUAGAAAACGCUGUGAAUCCUGAUAAGUUUGUCUUUCAUAUUGUUACCGACAAGAAAACCUAUACCCCUAUGCACGCUUGGUUUGCUAUCAACUCUGCUUCAUCGCCAGUUGUUGAAGUGAAGGGACUUCAUCAGUAUGAUUGGCCUCAAGAAGUGAAUUUCAGAGUUAGAGAGAUGCUGGACAUUCACCGCAUGAUUUGGAGACGUCAUUAUCAAAAUUUGAAAGAUUCUGAUUUUAGUUUCGUAGAGGGUUCUCAUGAGCAGUCCUUGGAAGCUCUAAAUCCGAGCAGCCUCGCCCUUUUGAAUCAUCUUCGCAUCUACAUUCCCAAGCUUUUUCCAGAUCUCAACAAGAUAGUCUUGUUGGAUGAUGAUGUAGUAGUACAACGCGACAUUUCGUCUUUGUGGGAAAUGGAUCUCAACGGUAAAGUAGUCGGUGCAGUUGUUGACUCGUGGUGCGGAAACAACUGUUGCCCGGGAAGAACUUACAAAGACUACUUCAACUUCUCACAUCCUCUGAUUUCAUCAAACUUACUUCAAGACGACUGCACUUGGCUUUCUGGUAUGAAUGUCUUUGAUCUAAAAGCCUGGAGACAAACCAAUAUCACAGAAGCUUACUCCACGUGGUUAAGAAUCAGUGUUAGCUCCGGGCUACAAUUAUGGCAACCAGGAGCCUUACCACCGACACUACUUGCUUUCAAAGGACUCACACAGACUCUUGACCCAUCAUGGCAUGUCGCUGGACUAGGAUCUCGAUCCGUAAAAUCCCCUGAAGAGAUUCUGAAGUCUGCUGCGGUUUUACAUUUCAGCGGUCCAGCAAAGCCGUGGCUAGAGAUCAGUAACCCUGAGGUACGAUCUCUUUGGUAUAGAUACGUAAAUUCCUCCGACAUCUUUGUUAGGAAAUGCAAAAUUAUGAACUGAGAAGAAAAGAAAACAAAAACAGAGUAGAAACAAAAUAAAAGAAAGAGAAAACUGAGUGAUAAAGCCAUUAGUACUCGCGGCUGUACGUAUGAGAGAACGGAGGGAAGAAGGUUUAAGCCUUCAGCCUCUGCUCAUAUUUCUCUCAUGUCCAUAUACUAAACAUUAAUUAAUUUUAGAGGGAAGGACAUUUUAUUAGACUUUAAAGCAUAUCUAGCUUUUUUUUCUUCAUUAUCUCUCAACUAGUAUAGUAAAGAUGUAUUUUUGUUUAAUUAUAGCUACACAUAUUGUAAUAAUUCAUCACAUAAUAGAUCUUUGUAAUUUGUAUUGUAACCCUAUGGACGGACAUGUUGUAUCAUUCCAUCAAUGUUUAUAAUAUGACUAGUUUCUA
Molecule: messenger RNA, 2471 nt
Organism: Capsella rubella
Lineage: Eukaryota; Viridiplantae; Streptophyta; Magnoliopsida; Brassicales; Brassicaceae
Product: probable galacturonosyltransferase 15
Exons: 6
Coding region: 485-2083 (532 amino acids)
Molecular function (GO): polygalacturonate 4-alpha-galacturonosyltransferase activity
Source: RefSeq, a predicted model, not a curated record